Molecule: messenger RNA, 2706 nt
Organism: Drosophila novamexicana
Lineage: Eukaryota; Metazoa; Arthropoda; Insecta; Diptera; Drosophilidae
Product: ATP-dependent DNA helicase DDX11
Exons: 3
Coding region: 87-2684 (865 amino acids)
Biological process (GO): establishment of sister chromatid cohesion; nucleobase-containing compound metabolic process
Cellular component (GO): nucleus
Molecular function (GO): ATP binding; hydrolase activity, acting on acid anhydrides, in phosphorus-containing anhydrides; DNA helicase activity
Source: RefSeq, a predicted model, not a curated record
AUCGCUGAGCGACGCCCAAGAACGGUUGGCGCCACUUUUUAGAUGUAAACAAUUUAUUAAUUAUUCAAUUGGAGCUGUUUGUGAUCAUGUAUUCGCCGCGCAAGACACUAACAGCGCCUGCAGCGCAGGACUUCGGCUUUCCCUACACGCCCUACGCCAUACAGGAGCAGCUGAUGCAGCAGCUCUUCCUGGUGCUGGAACGCAAGCAGAUUGGCAUCUUCGAGAGUCCCACGGGCACCGGCAAGUCGUUGACGCUCACCUGCGGCGCACUCACCUGGCUGCGCCAGCACGAGCAGCUGGUGCGCGCCGAGCUGCUGCAGCGGAUUGGCGAAGUCGAGGCCGAACUGUGCAGGCUGCAGGCGGCCAGUGCGCAGGCAGAGGAUUGGAUAACGGCGCAAAGCAAUACGCGAACGCAACGCGAGGAGCUGGCGCAGCUGCUGCGGCUGCGCGAGCUGCUGCAGCAGAAGGAGCAGCAGCUGGACCAGAUCAAGCAACGCCGGAAGCAGCAACAGCGUCCGGCGCGACGAGCAGGCGAGUUGCUGCUGCAGGCGGCGGCGGCGGCAUCAGCUGAGGACAUUGCCACCGAACCGGAGCUGAAUUCAGACGAAGACGAGGAGGAGGAAGAUGAGCACACAGAUCACGCGCUGGCAGAGCAGCCAACGGAGGAACGUUUUCGUGAUGUGCAAAUCUUCUACUGCAGCCGGACGCACUCGCAGCUGGCGCAGAUUGUGACCGAGCUGCGCAAGACGCCGCACGGCCAGCACGUACGCUGCAUUGCGCUCGGCUCCCGCCAGCAGCUGUGCGUCAAUGCGCAGGUGCGCCGUCUGCCCAACCUGGCGCUCGUCAACGAACGCUGCCUGGACAUGGCGCAGGCCAAGCCUAGCUCCCAUGCAAAUGCCAGCAAGAAGGCACCGCAGUCGCAGUCGCUUAGUCGUUGCGCCCACAAGGCGCCCGCGCAGCUGCAAAAGCUGAGCGAUGCGGCGCUCUCGGAGCCGCUCGACAUUGAGGAGCUGGCCGCGGCGGGCGCUGCCUGCGGCGCCUGUCCUUACUAUGCCACACGCGCCGCCCAGGCGCAGGCACAGCUGGUGCUGCUGCCCUAUUCGCUGCUGCUGCAGCGCAGUGCGCGCCAGCAGCUGGGCAUCGAUCUGCGCGGCGCCAUCAUCAUUGUGGACGAGGCGCACAAUCUGCUGGACACCAUUGCCCAGCUGCACAGCAGCGAGCUGAGCCUUGGCCAGCUGCAACUGGCCCGCCAGCAGCUGGCCGCCUACAAGGAGCGCUAUGCGCGUCGCCUGAGCAGCGCCAAUUUGUUGCGGCUAAAUCAGCUGCUGUUCGUGGUGCGCCGCCUGCUGCAGCUGCUCGAGUCGAGUGGCGAGCCGCGCCUGCUGCGCACCUAUCAGCUGAGCGCCGAGGGCGACUUCUACAACAUUGAUCUGCACGCCCUGCUGCAGUUCUGCUCGCGCACACGCUUGGCCCAGAAGCUGCACGCCUUUGGGCUGCGGCUGCAGCGUGAGCCACAGCCCAGCGAGAAUCGUCCGCCGCCCACGCAACAGCUGCUCCAGCGGCUGGCCGCACAGCAUCAGCAGUGCCUGGCGGGUGGCAAACGCAAGCAGUCAGCUGCCAAGGAGCCCGUGACGCCGCAGCCGCAGCCAAAGUCAACAGUGAUGCCCAGCUCAGCUGUGCCGUCGCCUUUGCGUCCAUUCCUGGCAUUUCUGGAGACACUCACCAGCAAUGCAGCCGAUGGUCGCGUGCUGCUCAAUCCCAAGACCUGCACUCUCAAGUAUUUGCUGCUCAAUCCCGCCGAGCAUUUUGCAGACAUCGUUUCAGAGGCGCGCGCUCUAAUCAUAGCCGGCGGCACGAUGCAGCCGACGCACGAGCUGACCGCCCAGCUGUUUGCCCACUGUUCCGAGCGUGUGGUCGAGCGUUUCUAUAGCCACGUUGUGCCAGCGGAUGCGGUCCAGCCAUUUGUCCUGCCCACAGGACCGACGGGCGCCAAGCUCUGCUUCAACUAUGCGCAACGCGCCAGCCCAGCCAUGCUGCAGGAGCUCAGCAUGGUGCUGCAGAAUCUUUGUGGCGUGCUGCCCGCGGGCGUGGUCUGCUUUUUGCCCUCGUACGACUACCUGGAUACGGUCUAUGGCCAUCUGGAGCAGAGCGGCGCCUUGCAACGGAUAGGCCAGCGUAAGCGCAUCUUUAGGGAAACAGCCGGCAGCGGAAGCGGAAGCGGAGGCGGGGGCGGCGUGGAGCAGCUGCUGCAGCAAUACGCCGAUGCCAUUGGACAGAACGCAGGCGGCGCCCUGUUGCUGAGCGUGGUGGGCGGCAAGCUGUCCGAGGGUCUCAACUUUGCCGACGAUCUGGGCCGUGGCGUGAUCGUGGUGGGAAUGCCAUAUCCGAAUCGCACGGCGCCCGAGCUCAAGGAGCGCAUGCGUCACUUGGACGAUACGCUGGGCAGCGGCGCCGGCAACGAGUACUAUGAGAAUCUCUGCAUGAAGGCCGUCAACCAGUGCAUCGGACGCUCAGUGCGUCACAUACACGACUACGCCUGCGUCUAUCUGCUGGACGAACGCUAUGCCAGUGCACGCAUCCAGCAGAAGCUGCCAGCUUGGAUUGCCCAGCACAUAACGGUGGCCAACGACGGCUUCGGAGCAGUUCAAGCGCGCACAGCGCGAUUUUUUAAGGCCAGAAGCUAAACAAUCAACGAUGGGAACUAUA